AUGACAUUUUUACCUGAAAAAGAUCCGAUUAACUUAUUUUCAAAGUGGUAUGAAGAAGUACUUAAUUCUCCUUGUAAACAACCAACUGCAAUGACGCUGGCAACUUGUAGCAAAGACUGCAUUCCAUCUGCAAGAGUAGUAUUACUAAAGGAAUACAGCAAAGAAGGUUUUGUGUUCUUCACUAACAUAAAUAGUAGAAAAGGAAAAGAAUUGACCGAGAACCCUAAAGCUGCAUUAGUGUUUCACUGGAUAGAAUUUGCUAGGCAAGUGCGAAUUGAAGGAGAUGUUAAACUUCUAAACGAUGAAAGAACUGACAAAUACUUCUCUUCUCGAGCACGCGAUAGUCAAAUUAGCGCAUGGUGCUCAAAACAAUCGAGCAUUCUGAAAGGUUGGCAAGAUUUUAAGCAAGCUAUAAAAUUGAAGGAGAAAGAAUUUUACAAUACACAAGUUUCUCGUCCUGACUUUUGGUUGGGAUUUUGCGUAAUCCAAAAAGUAAUUGAAUUUUGGCAAGAAGGUGAAUAUAGGAGACAAACUAGGUUGAGAUAUACUCUUAUUGAAGAAAGCAAUUGGAAAGUGGAACAAUUAUAUCCCUAG
Molecule: messenger RNA, 594 nt
Organism: Parnassius apollo (apollo)
Lineage: Eukaryota; Metazoa; Arthropoda; Insecta; Lepidoptera; Papilionidae
Source: the annotation of a GenBank genome assembly